UUCGGUGUCGUCCCUCGCUUAACCAUUAAUAACCGACCGUCUUUACAUGGAUUGAAUAGGGGUAUAAUAUCGGACUUGCGAUCACAGUAGAGCAACAGUCAAGGAGAAGAGAAAGAAGAAUUUGGGGACUGGCCAACUACCGGAUUGAUUGAUAAAAGCUGAACUAGAUAUCUAGGGGGAACUAGCAGCAUUGGGUCAUUCGACUAGACUAAGCUGGGUUGGAUUUGAGACAUCGACUGCCGUCUCAAUUCCUCCUUUUGGCCGCGUGGCGCGCGUAGUUCCCGCCGCCUUUGUUGUUUAUUGUAAAGAAGACCGAACCUUCGCAUACCAUCCACCAACUUUACUAUGAAUACUCGAAAUGCGCCGGUCUCCCCUGUUUCUGUAAGCGCUAGAAGCGUAUGGUCCGACGCUCGAGGUCCAGUUUCUCCUCCCGACUCUAGCGAUUCCAACGGGAAUAUGAAUGGCUUCCCACCCGGCCCAAGAAGUGUUGGUGGUCCUUCGCCACCACCUUCGGUAGGACGAUCCAGUGCUUACGCCGGAAGCGAAAGUGGAAGGAGUAUACGCGAAGAGAAUGAAGCAGUUCUAGGAGAACAUUAUAUCGCUCUUAAGAGAUAUCUAUCGUCGACGUCUAAAGAUGGCAGAGCAAAUCCACCCCCUAACAAGGCACGCGACAAAUUAUUGCGACUGUCAUCCGUUCAAUUCCUCGAAUUAUCUACCGAUGUUUUUGACGAAUUGAUGCGACGACAGGCCUAUAGCCGAAGACCACCUAAUGCUCCCCCAAAUGUUGGUCCGCCGUCCUACUUAUUACCCGAAGACACCUUCCACCCGAAGCGUAACCAAGCACGUCAGAAGUUGUCAACUUUGGGUUCACCGAGAUUUAGGGAUUUGGCGACCGAUGUAUUCUGUGAAUUGGAAAGGCGAAUUCCUCGUUUUAUUGCUGGUGAUAUACCACGAAUGAGUACUCCUGGAAUGCCUGGAAGUCGAGCCGGUACACCAAUUAGUAGUAUGGGACCUAGAGGACCGAAUGGUAUGCGACGACCAUCCGACGCGAGUUCUAUUCGCUCAGCAGCUCCAAGAAUAACAGGCGACUAUCCUGUACCUCCAUCUCCCGGCCUUCCGAAUGGCAAUUUCGAUCGACCGCUCCCCAAACAAUUCCAGAGCAAUACAAUCGUACCCAACAAAAGUACUAUGGUUGAGGAAGAUGAUGAUCUAGGCGGUUCUAGUAGUGGUGAGAAUGAAGGAUUCAGAUCAGUCAACCGAGCAAGUAAAAGAAGUACAGGAACAAAUGGUAUAUCUGACGUGGAUAAGAAACUUAUCGACGACUACCAAAACCAAGUGCGAGAACUACGAGAAAAGCUAGAUAGCAUGGAAGAUCAAUUGAAGAAAAAGGAUGACGAACUUAAUCAAUUAAUGGAUGGCGAACGAUCUCGUGCGACGGCCUCGAAUCUAGAAAAGAAAGAGUGGGAUGACUUGCGAACAGGUCUCGAAGACAAGUUGAACGACGCGCAAGGUCUUAAUGACUCGUUGCGGGACGAACUCGAUAGAGUACGAGACGACCAUGCUAUGGAGACACGCAAAUUAAGAGAAGAGAUCGAAGAAGCUCAAAACAACAGGGGCGUCGGAGGUGAUUCCGACUUAAUCAGGGAGAAUGAAGAAUUGCGAAUGGCGCUCGAAGAGCAACAACAUGUGACAGAAAGUGUCAGACUUGAAGCUCGACAAUUCUUGGAAGAGAUGAAGGUAUUAUCGCAACAACAUAGUCCAUCUUGGGAGAGACAAUCCGAAUUAGAGAAAACGGUUGAACGACUCGAGCAAGAAGUCCGGGAUUGGCGAAACCGAUACGCCCGAACUAAGACUCAACUUCGCAGUAUGCGUGCCUCGUCAACAGCUCUUACGAUUGACCAAGAUGUGGCCAAAUAUGUUAGAGAAAAGGGUUUCACCGAAGAACAUGGCCUCGUCAAGGAUGUUCACGUCACCAAAUUCCAAAUCGCCGUCGAUGAAUUACUACAGCGAUCUCGAACCGACGACCCUGAAAAGGUAAUCGAUUCUAUGAAAUCGGUUAUCGUUAGUGUCCGUCGUAUCACUAAAGAUGUCGAUGAGUCGCAGCUGAAUGAUGGAGAAUUGGUCCAACAACAAACGAAACUUAAGAGCCGAGUUUCUGCCACUGCUAACAAUUUGAUUACUGCGUCCAAGAAUUUUGCGUCAAGCGCUGGAAUUUCCCCAGUUUCCUUACUUGAUGCCGCCGCUUCUCAUCUUGUUGCCGCUUUGGUAGAGUUGUUGCGACAUGUCAAAGUACGCACCACGCCCGCUGACGAGUUAGAGGAAGAGGAUGAUGGAACAAUUACGCCAGUCGAUUCGACUGGACUUUUCUCGAACCGUACUACGACGACGCAACAAGAUGCGUUUCUGAAAGCGCAAGAAUCACCCCUCGUACCACCUCCACCUUUCCAAGGUCUACGAGCAGGAAUGCGUGAUAGUGCCAAUUCCUCUGCGUAUAGCCCUGUUAGUUCGCCACGGGAAUCUAGUGAACGAUAUAAUGGUGGUGUAAAUGGGAUGUCUUACAUGGGCCUGAAUAAGAAUUUACCUACCCCUCCUAAUGGCCUCGGACGACAGGAUAUGAAAAAUGAAGACUUGAAGAUCUAUUUGGAAGACCAGACCGAGAUUAUGGUUCAGACUAUUCAAGGGCUAGUCGGUUCCAUUCGUGGCGAUGCGCCUAUCCAGCAGAUCAACGAUGAAAUCACUACUAUUGCUGAUAUUGUCGGUAAAGUUGUGAUGCAAACUGAGGAUUACGGAAAUGGUGGCGAUAUGACCGACCGUCUUUCCGCUUGUCGUCAACGAUUACUCGAAGCUGGCGAGCAGGGUAAGGACCUAGCAGCUCGUGGUUUAGGCGAAAAUGACCGGGAAUGGCGUAUGUGGACACAAACCCUUCCACCUAUUGCCUUUGAAAUCGUCCGCGAAACCAAGGAAUUAGUUCAACGAAUCGAUCGCCUAGUUAUGUCACCAACAGCAGACGACUUUUCUUAGAAGGAAUGUACGAAGCGAACGAGGUUUACGCCGUUACUAUUACCGCCGUUACGUCUCUGUUAUUAAUUUCCGACUUCUUCUCUUUUCUUUCUAACUUAUCUAUUUUACAUUUUUAUCAUUUUC
Messenger RNA from Hypoxylon trugodes, 3144 nucleotides. RefSeq lists its product as uncharacterized. Gene Ontology annotation, molecular function: MAP kinase scaffold activity. NCBI's taxonomy places the organism in Eukaryota, Fungi, Ascomycota, Sordariomycetes, Xylariales, Hypoxylaceae. The coding region runs from base 346 to 3021 and encodes 891 amino acids. The transcript has 2 exons. Gene Ontology annotation, cellular component: actomyosin contractile ring; cell cortex of growing cell tip. The record is from RefSeq and is a predicted model, not a curated record.